Molecule: messenger RNA, 585 nt
Organism: Wallemia ichthyophaga EXF-994
Lineage: Eukaryota; Fungi; Basidiomycota; Wallemiomycetes; Wallemiales; Wallemiaceae
Product: Peptidyl-prolyl cis-trans isomerase B
Exons: 6
Coding region: 1-585 (194 amino acids)
Biological process (GO): protein peptidyl-prolyl isomerization
Cellular component (GO): endoplasmic reticulum; fungal-type vacuole
Molecular function (GO): peptidyl-prolyl cis-trans isomerase activity
Source: RefSeq, a predicted model, not a curated record
AUGAAAUUCCAAGUACUUACAUUAGCGCUGUUUGCUAUUCUUGCUGUAGCCCUUGCAAGGGACAUCACAGACAAGGUGUUCUUCGAUGUCGACCAGGGUGGUAACUCCUUGGGCAGAAUAGUAUUCGGACUUUACGGCUCUGUUACACCAAAGACUGCUGACAACUUCAAGCACCUUUGUAUCGGUGACAAGGGUCCAAGCUAUGAAGGCGUUUCCUUCCACAGAGUCAUUAAAGACUUUAUGAUUCAAUCUGGAGACUUCGAAAAUGGUAAUGGUACUGGUGGUUACUCAAUCUACGGUCCAAAAUUCAACGAUGAGAACUUUGAUAUCAUCCACGAUAGACCUGGAUUGCUCUCUAUGGCUAACAGAGGCAAGAACACUAACGGUUCUCAAUUCUUUGUCACAACAGUUCCAACUCCUUGGUUGAAUGGAAAACACGUCGUUUUUGGUGAGGUUGUUCAAGGUAUGGAAGUUGUUCGUGAGAUUGAAAACACUCGUACCGGCUUCUCAAAUAAGCCACAAACUCCCAUCACCGUUAAGAAGGCUGGCUUGAUCCAAAAGGAUAACACAAAGGAUGAACUCUGA